AUGGUGGCACUGGGAAUGGGUCAACUUGUUGCCCUCACUCUUCUUGUUUGGUUCCAAACCCACUAUGGCAUGGACAUUGGUUUUGCUGUUUCUGCUGCUGCCAUGGCUCUGGGGCUUGUUAGCUUCAUGUGUGGAACUUUGUUUUAUAGGAAUAGGACUCCACAAGGCACCAUCCUCACUCCCAUUGCUCAAAACCUUCCAGAUUCCUCCAGCUUUCCUCCAAAGCAUCCUUACAUGUUUCUCAUUCUCUUGGUCCCUCUCUAUGACACUUUCUUCGUCCCUUUUGCCAGAAAACUCACAGGCAAUGACUCUGGUAUCUCCCCUUUAACCAGAAUAGGGUCUGGCCUCUUUGUAGCUACUUUUUCCAUGGUCUCAUCAUCUUUAAUGGAGAAAAAGAGAAGAGAUCAAGCUCUGAACUUCAACCAAAAGCUUCACAUUCUUUGGAUUACACCAGAGUUUUUGAUUUUUGGCUUGUCUGAGAUGUUUACAGCAGUGGGACUCAUUGAGUUCUUUCACAAUUACAGUCCAACAUGA
Molecule: messenger RNA, 534 nt
Organism: Prosopis cineraria
Lineage: Eukaryota; Viridiplantae; Streptophyta; Magnoliopsida; Fabales; Fabaceae
Product: protein NRT1/ PTR FAMILY 4.4-like
Exons: 3
Coding region: 1-534 (177 amino acids)
Biological process (GO): transmembrane transport
Cellular component (GO): membrane
Molecular function (GO): transmembrane transporter activity
Source: RefSeq, a predicted model, not a curated record